ACCUCGUAGUUGGAGUUGUAUUUGAUUUGUAGGUCAAAGGCCUUGGAAUCGUAUGUUUAUUAGAGCUUCAGAUAAAUGCUACCUACAGUUUGCUGCUUAUAUAUAAGCACAAGCAUGUAUGUCUAUUACAUUCAAUUAAUUAGGAAUUACUUCGGAGCAAUAGGAAAUCACGCAAAUACUGUCUGUGCCUGGUGAUUCUUGAUUAUCUUUUGAGAUUCGCAUACGUCUAAAACCAAAAGAGGUCAUUUAAAUAAUAAUCAGAAUUGCUGAUAAUGACUGAUACUUUGGUCACUAUGUAAAAGUCGUUUAUACCCAUGUUUGUACACUAGACCUUUGUUCCUUAAUGAUAAGUCCCCUGACUAGUUUAUUUCGUCUAUUGUAAAUUCUUCCACUUGGCUAUAAAUAUCAACAUCUGUGUACCAUCUUGUUAGUUCCACUCUGUCUGUCAAUUUACCGAACAACAAGUCAGUACUGAAGUAAUGUCUUUCAGUGUCAACAAUAUCUGGUAGACAUCUGGAUAUUUGGAAUUAGUAUGGCUAGAUCUUCACAACAAACGCAAAUUGAAUAUAUGUUAGUUCAUAAAAACAAAUUUCAUCUACUGAUACACUUCAAAGUGACACAAAAAUGAAAAUUAACAAAUGCGAACACAAUUUACCAACAAUAUGUCAUCGUUCGACCUAACUACUGGCCUUUCAUUAUCAUCGGUGGGAAAAUUCGUUCUGAAAUAUUUUGACAAUAUUUCUGGAGCUGCCUUGGGGAUCACUGACCAGUUGUUUCUUAUAGGAUAAGCCAUCUUUAUCUCCCAAGACUUUUGAUGCGUUCCUAAUAUUGUAGCAAAUAGGUUUUAACCAUUUAGAACUGGUACAAAUGAAUAUGUUCCAAAGUGUCUCUGUGUUCAAGAAGUUUCUAAACCGUUUAUGUUAUCUAUUGAGGUCAUUUUCCAGGUUCACUUGGGCUUGCCAAUGGUAUAAAAGAUGGGCGUCACGGAACUAAAUCCGCCGUUAGACUUAAUUCAUGACUCUUUGGUUGAAGAGCUAGUACCAUCCGGCCAUUCCUUUGACAUAGUACACUCACGGCUGGCGUUUUCUCUCCCCACAUUUUGGAUAUGCUGGACACGAUCAUAAACUGUCACAGGCUGUUAAUAUGAAUGGUAAACUAUAUGAUCGCUUUUGACAAAUUUGUGAUGGGUCUGGAUACAUCAUAGUAACCAGAUUGCUUAUGCUGAAAUUCUUUGUUUACAAUUAUUAUUUAUUUGAACACAAAUAUUGGUAUAGGGGAGCACCAAAUACAUAUGCACUAUGCAAUAACAAUGAGGCCAGUAUUCGUUAUCUUUGAUUUGUAUGAGGGCUGUGAUACUGCUCGGGUGCCUGGGGCCUUUGAUAUAAAGGUCUAAUGUACAAAGUAGAGGCAACGUUAGGAGAUGAUUUCUCAUGGUAACCAGUGACCAACAGUAGGUUCAUACUCUAUUUGUUCCUUCAGGACCCUGAAGUCCAUGUGCACCGCUGGUUUGGAAUCAGAGUUUACCAACUCCCCUAGAUGGACCCUUUGUGUCCACUGACUAAGGUCACUCUAUGACAAAUAAAACUACAUAAAACUACUGAAUCGAAUGUAAAAUUUAACCGGAGUCAACUUGGUAGACAACACUCCUCACUGCGCGAAGGCAUUGAGUAGAACUUCUGUGGGAGUGGCUUUAUAUGUGUGAGAUCAUUUGGAGAGGGAGAGUGAACUCGCCCCACCCUCGACCGUACCAAGGCAUUUAGGGGCAAUGAUCAUUAAGUAUCUGAAAAGCAAGUGUUAGCUUUAUUAUAAGGUACUUUUAAUGAGUUUUGGAUAAUAAAUUUAUUUCUAUGUGACAUUUCUUCUCAAAAUAUUCUUGUUCUCAGUCCUCCUCAUAAUUUGUUUUAUCAAUAAAACUUCCACAAAUGCACACCAACGCACUAGAAUUUGUACACCUUUUGGAGCAGUAUCUCUGAACCUAGUUGUUCUUAUCUUGCUGGAGUUGGCCAUCAAGACUAAUAUUGUUAGCCAUUUUCACUAUUAAAUGAAGACUUUGCCAGUGGUUAGUGAGUUUAUAUUUUCAAACAUCAUAUUAUCGGCGCUUACUUAAAAUAUUCCCAUUUCGGCAAGUGGUUAUUAUCGGUUGGCUUCACAUCGGCGUGGUUCUUCUGGUUGUUUGAUGUGCUUACUGAUUAUCAGAAAACGAAAUGUCGGUUCAUAGCUCUGUUUUUUUUUAAUUUUUCAGAUCAGGUGACUUCGUAUAUGUAUCACUUACAUAUAACUCAUUGUGCAUAAAUUUGUAAAUCAAUCCCCAGAAGCCUGCUCAAAUCCGUUAUUAACUUCAUAGAAGUUCCAUCUAACCAAAUAUGGUAAGUAAUAAAUUAUAAACGUUGUGUACUGUUUCAGACUCAGUCAUCAUACUUAAUGGCCUUUAUUCGGAGUCUCAUGGAAAAUAGCUCCAUGGACAUCCGAGAAAAGAAAAGACGUCAACUCGAAAAAGACUUCACAGAAACAGGAGCGGUGCUCAACAUAUGUCUCACUGAAAAGUUUGGUGAUGUGAACAAGAUUUUGAACACUUAUGGAAUUGUUUCACAGCGUGUUAGGGGUAGUUUUAAUAGUUUUACUAUAAAAUAUUUUUAGAUAACAAGACGUCUGUCGCUAAAAUACAAAGGGAUCUUAUCGAGUGUAAAAGUUUGCUAUAUUGCAACAGGGAAGAACUAAGGAGACUGUGGCUGGAACUCGUUGAGCAGAGACGAUGCUUAGAGUUGGUAGAUCAGUUAGAUCGUCUACGUUCUACCCCGGAUGCAUUGGGGUAUUUAGUAACCGCUCGUGCGUGGUCUGAAGCCACUUCCUUAAUGAUCAACUCGAAUUAUAUGCUUGAGUCGGAAAUUGCCUCAAUACCCGCAGUUCAAACACUGAAAACUGACCUGGCACAUAAAAACAAGUUUCUUAUUGAUGAACUGAGAAAAGAACUAAACCGUUUGCUCUAUGAUAAACCCUUUAUUUUGGCUUUGGACAUGCACAUCAGAAAUCCUUCACGAGAUAAAUCAGUUCGCUCUCAUUCUGAUUUACAAAAUAUCAAUUCACUGAAUAAAGCUGCUGUUACACAUUUUGUUAGUUUACCAUUAUCUGAUUGGUAUAAUGCAUCAGUCAGUGAACCGGUAGUUGAUGCGAAUCUAUAUAAAGAACCUAGAACAGUGGCUACAGUGAUUGCACGGUCUACAGUAACAGCUUCACAUCAUGAUGAUGACACAGUUGAUUCUCAACAACAUCAGCAACAUAAUAGUGCUUUAUCUCAUUCUGAUUGGAUACGUGAAAUUGUAGCUGUAACACAUUGUCUUAUACGCUUGCAAAAAUUACCACAGUAUCUAGGUGAUUGGCGUCCUCAAUCGUAUAUUUCACAAAUAGCUGGAACUGGUCAUGUGUUUACGGCACCAUUGAUUCUAGGACAAGGCUUAAUUGGUGAAAUUCAUCGUUCAAUUGUUUUGAAAUUAAGUAAAACAAUUGAAAACAGAGCAAUUGCUCAAAAUGAUACUGUCCCAUUGUCAGAAAUUAAUUCACCUAGAUAUUUGAUCAAAUUAUUGGAAUUAGUAUUUGAUGCUUUAUUUAUGCAAGCUAGAGCAUGCCUUCUUGUUUUACGUACUUUGAAUGGAGCUAAACAGAAACAUGUCAGGUUUUCAACAGAAUUACAAGGUUUAACUACUCAUUAUAUCUGGUCUUGUGUGCAAUAUGAAGUCUAUUGUAUUUUAUUAACACAUUUAAAUAAUAUUUCACCAAGUGAAUUAAAUGAAUUAUCACUUUCAUCAAAUAAAAAUGGUUUACUUAAAUUACAAGCACGAACUGGUAGAAACAGUUUUGUUAGCGGAGGGGAUAUUACACCAGGAAGUGAUAAUUCCAGUGCUUCAUUAAAUCUAUCAAAAGUGGAUUUAAAUGCAUUAAUGGGUCGUAAACGAAUUGGAGCAUUUAAUUUUGCAUCAAUAACUACAAGUUCAAGUAAUAGUAAUAGUACUGCUGCUUCUUCUACUACCACUACUACAAUUACUACUGCCAAUACUAUUAAUGCUAAUUCUACCAUUACUACUCCUGGAAAUAUUACUAAUACACGAGAUUCUCAGUCUGUUAUUGGCACAAUUUCAGGAAACGUUAUGUCAAACCAUAUUGGUAAUAUUGGAAGUGGAAACUUCACCACUAAUACAACUGCUGCUACUAAUCAAGGUCAAAGUAAUGUGCCAUUAUUUAGCUUUUCUAAUUCAUCACAUUAUCUUGGAAUAUCUACAUAUUUAUCAGAAAGCCGUGCAAUGUCAGGUUUACCAGGUGUUGAGACUCAGUCUGGACAAAAUCUCACAGAGAAAUCAGCUCCAAUUUACCCGUUAGCUUGUCGACCAUCUGGUGAUAAUAUAUUAAGUGUAUACAAAAUGGUUAUGGAAUUCAUUGAAGCUGUUGAAUGGGAAAUGAUCAAAUAUACUGAAUUUUCUGAUCUACAUUCUGUGUCCUCUACUCAUUCUAAUACAAGCAAUGAUUACCGUCAACAAUGUCAAUUACGUACAUUACUCAAAACUUUCAUUGAAACUAUUUAUCUACCUGGAAAACUUUCUUCUUUACGUAAUAAACUCCAGAAAUCACUUAAUUCGCCAGACGUUUUAACAUCAGUUGUAUCUCAACAAACUGAACGUGAACUGAAUCUUAAUAGACCAAUUCUUUUAAUCGUUUACGUCGUGGACCAGUGUUUAAAUGAAGUAAGAAAAAUGUGUAUCGCUUUACCAGAGUUUGCAAGUGGUUGUCUACACAUUGGUCUAACAAUUUUGGAAGAUUUUAUCACUGCUAUAUGGAGGAUUUAUAAAAAUAUAGGUGAACUUGAAACAGGUCUUGCUUUGCCAAGUUCUGAAUGGUCAAAAGAUGAUGAUGUUAGUCGAUUUUGGAAAAAAUUCCCAUCAUGGCAACGUAUGGCUACACAUGAAGCACGUUUAUUAGCUAAUAAUACAAUAAUGGAGAAAUCAUUGGCUAAGAAAAAAGCACACGAAACAACUUAUAAUCAUGAUAAUAGAACAAUGAAUGCAAAUUCAUUUAAUGAUAUACAAAUAAAACGAUUAGAAGAAAAAGAAGAAAUUGAAAAAUUAAAUUCUGGAGAGAAAAUGAAUGAAAGUGAUACAAUCAUUAAACCAGUUUGUGCAAUUGCUUUAGGCUUAUAUAAUAAUGAUACAAUUGGUUGUAAUAAUAUCAAUAUACCAAGUAUAAUACCAUUUGCUAAUGGAUUAAAUAAUAAUUCCGAUAAUAUAGAUGAUGCAGAAAGAGGUUUAGAAUAUAUGCGUCUACAUGGAAUAAUUCAUGAACGUGAAGCGACAAGAUUAGCUGUUGCUGAAACUGACCAAUUAAUUCAUAUGAUAAGACAUGAAUUACCCGAAUGUGAGAAAAAAUCUGAUCAAAUUUUACCUACAUUACGAAAUAUUCAAUUAAUUAAAGCAUUGGGUCGAUUAACUGAAUCAUUGUGCUGGCUCUGUUAUCGUGUACUGAAUUUAGACACAUGGACUCAAGGUUCAAAAAAAUAUCAAAUAAAAUCUUCCAUAUCUAUUAGUACUAAUAGAAGUGAAUCAGUAGUUGGUGGAAUACGUACAUCUUCUGAUUAUUAUUAUAAUUCGUUUGUUUCUUAUGCAAAAGAAUUAAAUCGUUUCUCAGAAGCAUGUCUUUUAAUGACUUAUUUAGAAGUAAGAAUACAGGCAUAUAACUAUUUCGGUACAUUACCUGAUGGUGUUACCUAUUGGUGUCCAUUAGACGAUGUUGAUGUUGAUAAAUAUGUGACAGAUUUUCUUGGAUAUAUUGAACAAGUUAAAGAUUUAUCGAUACAUACAUUUAGUCGGCAUAAAUUUCGAUUUAUUUUCGAUGGUCUUGGUGAUUUCAUUUCACAACUGUUAUUACGUUUAAUUCCACAAAUUGAAAGAAUGAAUUCAAAUGGUAAUAAGAAAAUGUGUCGAAAUGUUUAUCGACUACAACAAGCAUUGGCAACUUUAACUGAAACACAUGAAUCUGAUUUAAUUCGAGUGAAACAAUUAUAUGAAUUGUUCUUUUUAACACCUGAAGCAGUUGUGAAUCGUUUAAUGGAACAUGGUAUUGCAUUUGAUCAUGCAGUAUAUGCUAAUCUUUUUCAUUUAUAUCAACGCAGUCAUUCAACAUAUGCAUAUUCGAAAAUACAAAGUUGUAUCAGUAGACUGGCUACUGUUACACAUAGUGGACAAAUUUAAAAGAAAAAGAAAAAUUCUACAUUGUAUCUCAUACUGAAUACAACAAAAUCGG
Molecule: messenger RNA, 6285 nt
Organism: Schistosoma bovis
Lineage: Eukaryota; Metazoa; Platyhelminthes; Trematoda; Strigeidida; Schistosomatidae
Source: the annotation of a GenBank genome assembly